Messenger RNA from Durusdinium trenchii, 495 nucleotides. NCBI's taxonomy places the organism in Eukaryota, Dinophyceae, Suessiales, Symbiodiniaceae. The record is from the annotation of a GenBank genome assembly.
AUGGAGGAGCCCAAGAGCCAGCCGGUGACUGUGUCGGUCCUGACCCUUGGUGCAUCAGAAGAGGAGGCCAUUCUGAUCACAGUACCGUCCCACGUGUCUUUGGGUGAUGUGAAGAAGGCUUUGGCAGACUUGUUUGAUCGACCUGAGAUUUUCUCCGAUGGGCGCUUUCUGAAGCAAAUGCCAAAUGGUGCCACUGUCAACAUGCAUGACAACCAAAAGCUUGGUUCGAGGAAACAGCUCAUUUAUGAAGGUCCUGCACUUGCUUUGGCACCGGAGGCUGUACCUUUGCUUACAUUGGAGGACUUUGACGGUUUUGAUGAGAAAAUUGAGGUGGAGUCUCCGCGCUCGCUUCGCGCACUGGAACUUCAGGGAGUUUCUCCUGAUGGUACGCUCUCUGGGACCGCGCGUUUUGGCCGCGCAGGGUCGCGCGAAAUGCUGGCCGCGGGACGGUGCUUGACGGAGGCGCCAAGGAAACCUCGUGCUUUGGUGGUCUAA